CGGCUCUCAGAGAUGAAAUGAGGGCGUCGGCGCCGCGCGCCGGGAUUUCGUCGACGCAGCCGCGUCUGGACCACCGUGGCGUAGAACUCCGUUCACCAUAGUCCGCAAACAACUGGCCAGAUGACAUCCGCUUCGAAGCGCAGUUUACCGCUGGACAUUAACGAGCUAGUGCAACGGUGAUGACGGCCGUCCCGUUCUUCGUCGGCUGCAUCGUGUUCGAUUGAUGACUGGAUUUCUACAGAGAAAUACACGGCAUGAAGUAUCUAAAAGUCGCCUUGUUCAUGUUCAACCUUUUAAUAUGGUUUGCUGGCUGUACGGUCCUCGUAAUGGGUGCCUGGCUCUUGCUGGAACCAAGCAAGGGCCAUCUCUUGAACCUUUUCGUCCCUGAUGUGACGCCGCACGAGACCAUUCAUUUGGUUGCUUACAGUCUUCUUGGUCUUGGCAUUACCGUCCUCACGGUUGGCUUCUGCGGAUGUCGUGCUGCAUUUCACGGCAAUCAAUGCAUACUGGCAAUCUACAUGAGCAUGCUGAUCGCUCUGAUAGUGACGGAACUGGUGACAGCUGCGGUGGGUGGACUGAUGAUAUUUCGCGUGCUUUCCGGACUGGAGAAGAGGCUUGGCGAACGCCUUUCUGACCAUUACGGUUACAACUCAAGCAGCGACAUCUCGUUCAGUCGCAGUCUCGACUUUGCACAGUAUAAGUUUAAUUGCUGUGGAAUCCACAGUGACGAAGACUACAAUGACACAGCAUGGUGGAAGUAUAUCCAAGAAACUCGAGGCAAACGACAACAAGUCCCUUUGACGUGUUGUGUGCUGAACAUCGAGCCUGAAAACGCUGGGAGUCCGAUCAGCGUCGUAUCCAGAGUGUUUCACAGAAACGAUGACGAACCGUGGGUUCAUCCUCAACCAAAAGACGAGCUAUCCUGUCAAAUUCCAGAUCCAGAAGGUCAUGCCAACUACAGACAUAAAGAGGGCUGCCUUAACAAGAUUAUCACCUGGCUUCAAGUCGAAAGCUUCACCCUUGUGUUCCUGGCCAUGGCCAUGGCCGGUAUUCAAACAUUCGGUAUCAUCACCUCUGCCUUUCUCUGUCGCACUCUCAGAGAUAUGGAUAUAGAUUGAAUGCGACUUAACAGCCGACCGUUGCCCGUUCUUAGCGUCAAAAAUCUGACGGAGUAGACCAGAUAAAUCAGCUUGCAUAAAAACCUAGUCAGAAGAGUGUCUCGUGCGACGAUAACGCGUCUCGAGGCAGGCAAAACCUAUGUUUGUUGCUAUUAUUCCAUACGUCGACCGAACGAACGAAUUACGUCCUUGUGCUAUUCGAGUAUGUCGACAAGUCGUUGAACGUUACUUCAAUCGAUGAUAAGAAAUUCUUGUACGCAGCGUUGACGCAGCGAUUAGCUAGAAUGGUCAAUGCCACGGUCUUGUAUACAGGCCCGGCAACUCUGGUGGUGGGGAACGUAUCGCCUGAUUAUGAAGGGUAGAGGUAAGUAAAAAGAAUCUCAAAUUGGUUUUAACUGAAAAAGUGUCCACCAUAAAGCCAGAAAUAAUGGUUCAAUAAGUCGCCAGAAUGGCGUUCAUAAGCAAUAAUACUUCAAUCUGAUUGGCGCUUUGUAGAAUUUUUUCUACAGCAACGUCAUCUUAAUUUCACUCUAUUUUAUGGACACUUUAUGUACACUGAGGUAGUCUUGGACAGUUUUUGAGACGCCCCCAGCAUCGAAAAUUGAGCGGAGUUUCCGAACCUGUAUACGAGGCUUGUUAUCAAAUAAUGAAUAUUACGUGAACCGCAGAUUUAAAUUCGACUAGUGUUGUUCUUGCUGUUAGUACAGUCACAAAGUAUUAGCACCUAAAUGUGAAAUGGGAGAAAAACAAACAAUACGAAACAAUUGUUGAAACCGCAUUCGGAGCUUCAUUUUAUUAUAUCCUAGCUGAUCACGACUCGGAAUUGUUUAUAGGUCCACGCGUGAAUGCGGCACGCAUUAUAAUGUAAACGUCUUCUGUUUGUGACGUAAUUCAACUUCUAAAUAUUUUUAAUUAAAACGCAUGUGGCCUUGUUGCACUUAAGGAUUGAUCAUUACGCAUUGGAGUGUACAAUUCAUUUAACUGAUAAUUAACUGAUCUCUGAAUUUUUACGCCAGGGAGAAAUUUAUUCUUCUACUAUUUGACAUAAUCUUAUUAACUCACACGUAUGAUCCCAAUCAGAAAAUUGUUAAUUCGUACGGUGCAUACUACAAGCUCGAAGAUUGAACAUCAAACAAGCUAUUCGAGGAAUAUUACAUUCACGUUCUUCGCAAAGUGGAAUUCAACACUUGAAAAUUCGUGCUGAAAUUAAUCACUGUGAAUUUUGAUCAAGAAAUCUCAGUCCGUCACCCUCAAACAAUUUUACUGAUGAUUUUCACGGAGUAAUUAACUUCCGAGUUCACGUACACAACAUCUGGUUCUAAUCAAAUUACCGCACGAUACGUGGAAAAGAGUUUAAUUUCCGAAUAUGACUGCAUGCAGGCAAAUCUGCUUGGACUUCUGCUUGCCGUGUGGUACGUAAACGAUGUCAGAACCAAGCAUGGAAAAUUACCUUGAUUGUAAGUUGAAUUUUCAAUUGGGAAGAAUUCCACCCAUGCAGAAUGUAAGAAAUGGUACUAUUGUAUAGAGUCAAUUGUAAAUCUUGAACCGAAGGCAUAAGUCCAAUGUGACUUCGUCGAUAAGUGGUACAUAAGUAAUAGUUGUAGGAUAUACCGUGGUUUUACGAAGAGUGCGAAUUGUGUCAGUCACACGUCUGUAUUAACGUUACAUUCAUCUGAGCUAUCUCUAUACAUCGAUCCGGAUGAAAUCGGUAUUCGUCUGGUGAUGUUUGUAUAUUUUUUUGAUACUUAGUUUGCGUCUAUGUUUAACUUCAUAAAAACCUGGGUCAAAGUGACCUAUUCUUGGAACAUCGAUUCCGAUGCAACUACAAGGUAUAAAAUUUGGAAUGCAAUUAAAGAAUGUUUAAUAUCCA
Neodiprion fabricii is the source of this 2988-nucleotide messenger RNA. Its product is annotated as tetraspanin-11-like. The transcript is spliced from 9 exons. The record is from RefSeq and is a predicted model, not a curated record. Gene Ontology annotation, cellular component: membrane. NCBI's taxonomy places the organism in Eukaryota, Metazoa, Arthropoda, Insecta, Hymenoptera, Diprionidae. The coding region runs from base 255 to 1118 and encodes 287 amino acids.